AUUUAUUCUUAUUGUUUUUAAGUUUUCUUUUUAGGUCUAAAAUUGAGAGACUAGAAACUAGCUAUGGCCUCCUUCUCCUCCUCUUCGUUGUCAUUCUUCGUUACGGUCAUGUUGGUGUUAGGAAGGAUUUCCUCUCAGCUGUCACCUAAUUUCUAUUCUCUUUCUUGUCCAUCAGCUCUUACCACAAUCCAAACCGAAGUAAUAAGUGCGGUGGCCAAAGAGCGUCGCAUGGGAGCCUCUUUGCUACGCCUCCAUUUCCAUGACUGCUUUGUUCAAGGUUGUGAUGGAUCGGUAUUGUUGGACGACAUCCCGGGCGUUUUCACCGGAGAAAAGAAUGCAUUGCCAAAUGCAAACUCGUUGAGAGGAUUUGAAGUUAUAGAUACCAUCAAAUCUAAACUUGAAUCCAAGUGCAAUGCAACUGUUUCCUGCGCUGAUAUAUUGGCUGUUGCGGCUCGUGAUUCUGUUGUUGCAUUGGGCGGUCCUAGCUGGGUUGUGAAAUUAGGCAGAAGAGAUUCCACUAAUGCAAGUUUAACUGAUGCUAACUCCCAGCUGCCUUCACCAUUCCUAAAUCUUGCUGCUCUUUUGACCUCCUUCGCAAACAAGGGCUUUGACGCUAAGGAUAUGGUGGCUCUGUCAGGAGCUCACACUGUUGGUCAAGCAAGAUGUUUACUAUUUCGGAACCGAAUCUACAACGAGGCUAAUAUAGAUCCGCAGUUUGCCAAUUUACGGAAGCAAAACUGCUCGAAUAGUACUUCUGGUGGAGACGACAAUAACCUAGCUUCUCUUGAUCAAACCGGAACAUUUUUUGACAGCCAGUAUUUCAAGGACUUGGUGGAGUUAAACGGUCUUUUGCAUUCUGAUCAACAGCUCUACAACAAUGGUUCCACAGACUCUCAAGUUCUUGCCUACAAAACCAACAAGCUUCAGUUUUUUCAUGAUUUUGCUAAUGCAAUGGUAAAGAUGGGAGAUCUCAGCCCUCUUACCGGAUCAAACGGACAGAUAAGAACCGACUGCAGGAAAAUAAAUGCUUAAUUAAUCUUGUUUUGUGAUAACCGAUUUGUCCUAAAUAUUAAUGUUGAUAUAUAUAUAUAUAUAUAAAAGAUAAUAAAUGGC
Molecule: messenger RNA, 1113 nt
Organism: Ziziphus jujuba (common jujube)
Lineage: Eukaryota; Viridiplantae; Streptophyta; Magnoliopsida; Rosales; Rhamnaceae
Product: cationic peroxidase 1
Exons: 4
Coding region: 64-1032 (322 amino acids)
Biological process (GO): response to oxidative stress; hydrogen peroxide catabolic process
Molecular function (GO): heme binding; peroxidase activity
Source: RefSeq, a predicted model, not a curated record